This is a messenger RNA of Rhinocladiella mackenziei CBS 650.93, 300 nucleotides long. RefSeq lists its product as uncharacterized. The record is from RefSeq and is a predicted model, not a curated record. The coding region runs from base 1 to 300 and encodes 99 amino acids. The transcript has a single exon. NCBI's taxonomy places the organism in Eukaryota, Fungi, Ascomycota, Eurotiomycetes, Chaetothyriales, Herpotrichiellaceae.
AUGGUAGCCUUUCAUACAAAUACUGGGGCUGCCCGCGACGCUCUAGAGAUAUGGCUGGGGCUCGGCCUCUAUCCACGAUUGAUUCGCUUUCUCUACGACAGUGAUGGUAGCGGUAAUGGAAUCCACCAUUAUGAAGUCAAGAAGUGGCUCGAGCGCCACAACUUGAUCGAUCACGACUUGAAAUUCGCGUCAGUGGCAUACAACUCAACUCAAUUUGCAGACACUGCAGAAGAUAUUAAGACAUUGCAUCCUAUUAACCGAGAAGCUGCUAGAGAUGCCAAUGCCCUGCCUGCUGGGUAG